UCACGGGGCGGGCGCCAAAAUGGCGGCGGCGGCGGGAGCUUGGCUGAGGGGCUGCGCCAAGCUGAGAAGACACAUGCCAGCACACCUGGCUCCUUGGAGGGUUUCUCCCUGUGCUUUCAGAUCCUCCAAAUCAGAGCUCAAACCAAACGUGGCCAGUGAUGGACUUGCCUGUGCUCCACUUCAAACGUUCACUGAAGAGGAGGCCAUGCUGAAAGACAUGGUGACCAAGUUUGCCCAGGAAAGAGUUGCACCUUUCGUGCAAAAAAUGGACGAGAAUGCGAAAAUGGAAGAGUCCAUCGUGCAGGGACUGUUUGAACAAGGGCUGAUGAGUAUUGAGCUUGGGGAAGAAUAUGGAGGAACUGGAGCUUCAUUUUUUUCAAUCAUAUUGGCAGUGGAAGAAUUGGCCAAGGUUGAUCCAGCUGUGGCUCUUGUGUGUGAACUCCAAAACACUCUAACAAAUAAAUUGUUUACCACCUAUGGAACAGAAGAACAAAAGAGAACUUACCUGCCCAGGGUGUCCAAAGAUACAUUAGGCAGUUUCUGUCUGUCAGAGGCUGGGUCUGGCAGUGAUGCUUUUUCCUUGAAGACUCGAGCUGAAAAGAAGGGAGACUAUUACAUUAUCAAUGGCUCAAAGAUGUGGAUUAGCUUGGCAGAAGAUGCAGGAGUCUUCUUUGUCAUGGCAAAUACAGACCAAUCCUUAGGCUACAGAGGAAUCACCUGCUUCGUCGUGGAUCGCAACACAGAGGGGCUCCAGGUGGGGAAGAAGGAGGACAAGCUGGGGAUCAGAGCUUGUUCCACCUGCCCAGUCACCUUGGACAACGUGAAGGUUCCUGAGAGCAGUAUCCUGGGACAAGUUGGACAAGGCUAUAAAUAUGCCAUUGGAAUGCUCAAUACUGGCAGGAUAGGGAUUGCUGCACAGAUGUUAGGACUGGCCCAGGGCUGUUUUGACCGUACAGUUCCCUACACAAAGGAGAGAGUCCAGUUUGGGAAGAGCGUGUUUGAUUUCCAGGGGAUGCAGCACCAGAUUGCCCAGGUGGCCACGCAGCUGGAGGCGGCCAGGCUGCUGACCUACAACGCGGCGCGGCUGGCGGAGGCGGGCAGGCCGGCCAUCAAGGAGGCCAGCAUGGCCAAGUACUUCACUGCUGAGGUUGCAACACUGACAACCAGUAAAUGUAUUGAGUGGAUGGGAGGUGUUGGAUUCACCAAAAAUUUCCCAAUAGAAAAGUACUACCGUGACUGCAAGAUAGGUACAAUAUAUGAAGGAACUUCAAAUAUCCAGUUGAGCACAAUUGCAAAAUUCUUAGCACAGGAGUACUGAAACCAUAAGGACUUUCUUGAUGCUAUAUAAAAAUUAUUUCCCUUAACACUAAUUGUAAAUUUAUUGGUAAUUACAGAAGGCAUUGGUGACAUCAUAAAUAAGAAUACACCAUCACA
Messenger RNA from Melozone crissalis (California towhee), 1434 nucleotides. RefSeq names its product acyl-CoA dehydrogenase short/branched chain (gene ACADSB). The transcript has 11 exons. Bases 20 to 1318 code for a protein of 432 amino acids. Gene Ontology annotation, cellular component: mitochondrion. The record is from RefSeq and is a predicted model, not a curated record. Lineage: Eukaryota; Metazoa; Chordata; Aves; Passeriformes; Passerellidae. Gene Ontology annotation, molecular function: acyl-CoA dehydrogenase activity; flavin adenine dinucleotide binding.